Messenger RNA from Penicillium alfredii, 786 nucleotides. RefSeq names its product ureidoglycolate hydrolase. The record is from RefSeq and is a predicted model, not a curated record. Gene Ontology annotation, biological process: allantoin catabolic process. Lineage: Eukaryota; Fungi; Ascomycota; Eurotiomycetes; Eurotiales; Aspergillaceae. The transcript has a single exon. The coding region runs from base 1 to 786 and encodes 261 amino acids. Gene Ontology annotation, molecular function: ureidoglycolate lyase activity; ureidoglycolate hydrolase activity.
AUGGCACCCAUCCUCACAUCAAAUCCAUCAGUAACGCUCAACCCCGAGCCACUGACUCCCGAGAACUUCGCACCCUUCGGCACCGCCAUCUCCUCACCUCUCCCCCGCGAUCUCAAUGUCGCCCCCCAGCCAUCGUCACUACCAUCGCACAAUCCCGCGCCGGUACUCACCAACCAAAACUCCGCCUUGAAAUACAGUCCGAUCUCCCCACUCCUCGACCGCUACACCAAUGCCUGUCCGAGCGGGAAAGCGUCCGAAGCGCGGAUGACCAUGUUCUGCUGCUUUCCGCGCCAAUUGCGCACCGUCACCCCCGGGCAGCAACCCAACAAAGAGGUCUUUGACGUGCGCAUCCUCGAGCGCCACCCAUUCACGAACCAAACAUUCAUCCCCAUCGAUCUAUCGAGUCACUCCAAAGUGGGCGACCGGGAAGACGAACCCAUUUACCUGGUAGUAGUCGCGCCUACACGAAAGGGGGAAACGGCGACAGCGAAGAACGAGGCUGGUGAAACGGUCACUAUUCACGACCCGCCGGAUUUGCACAAUGUCAAGGCCUUCAUUGCGCAUGGCGGCCAGGCGGUUACCUACGGCGUGGGCACGUGGCAUGCGCCCAUGGUCGUGUUGGGGCGUCGGCGCGUUGACUUUGUCGUGGUACAGUUUGUGAAUGGCGUCGGUGAUGAGGAUUGCCAGGAGGCGGCGUUUGACGAGGGUAUUGUGGUGGACUUGGGCCACAAUGGUCAGCAUGGACGGAAGGAGAAAGGCCCCAAGCUGUGGACGGCUAAGCUUUAA